This is a messenger RNA of Synchiropus splendidus (mandarinfish), 3139 nucleotides long. It is a transcript of the gene fbxw11a, whose product is annotated as F-box and WD repeat domain containing 11a. Bases 116 to 1804 code for a protein of 562 amino acids. The record is from RefSeq and is a predicted model, not a curated record. The transcript has 14 exons. Gene Ontology annotation, molecular function: protein dimerization activity. NCBI's taxonomy places the organism in Eukaryota, Metazoa, Chordata, Actinopteri, Syngnathiformes, Callionymidae.
CGACCGGAGCCAAGCUGUGUGGCUGAACCGAGUGAAUGACGUCUCUGCAUUUGCGGGCCGCCGACGCAGGGCUGGGUUUCCAUUUUCACAGUGAGUUUCGGGGGGGAUCGUCAACAUGGAGCCGGAGAUGGAGGACAAAACAUUAGAACUGAUGUGCUCUGUACCUCGCUCUCUCUGGCUGGGCUGCUCCUCGGUGGCUGAGAGUUUGUGUGCACUCAGGUGCCUGCAGAGCAUCCCCUCCACCCGGGCUCACAACCAGAACACAUCAGGGAUGGAGUCAACAAAUCUUGUUGAUGAUUUGUCACCAAAGAAGAACACGGUUUUCAAGCUUAGUAAUGGGCCUGUGGUCGGCUCCCGCAAGCGUCCGUCUGAGGGAAACUAUGAGAAGGAAAAGGAACACUGCAUCGCCCUGUUUGAUCAGUGGUCAGAGGCUGAUCAGGUGGAGUUUGUCGAGCGCUUAAUUUCCCGAAUGUGCCAUUACCAGCACGGCCACAUUAACUCCUACCUCAAACCUAUGCUCCAGAGGGAUUUCAUCACUGCUCUGCCAGCCCAAGGCCUGGAUCACAUAGCAGAGAACAUCUUGUCCUUCCUUGACGCCCGCUCACUGUGCUCUGCCGAGCUAGUGUGUAAGGAAUGGCAGAGGGUUAUCUCCGAGGGUAUGUUGUGGAAGAAGCUCAUUGAACGGAUGGUGCGAACGGACCCACUGUGGAAAGGCCUCUCAGAGAGACACCAAUGGGAAAAAUAUCUCUUCAAAAACCGCACAGCUGAAGUCCCUCCCAACUCUUACUAUCACUCUCUUUAUCCCAAAAUCAUUCAAGACAUAGAGACUAUUGAGGCGAACUGGCGGUGUGGGAGACACAACCUGCAGAGGAUCCAGUGUCGUUCGGAAAAUAGUAAAGGCGUUUACUGUCUCCAGUACGACGACGAUAAGAUAAUCAGUGGCCUUAGGGACAAUUCCAUUAAGAUAUGGGAUAAACAGUCUCUGGAGUGUUUAAAGAUCCUGACUGGUCACACGGGCUCCGUGUUGUGCCUACAGUAUGAUGAGAGGGUCAUCGUCACCGGAUCAUCAGACUCAACUGUCAGGGUGUGGGAGGUGACAACUGGAGAGGUACUCAACACGCUUAUCCACCACAACGAGGCCGUUCUUCACCUACGCUUCGCCAACGGGCUCAUGGUCACCUGCUCGAAGGACCGUUCCAUCGCAGUCUGGGAUAUGGCAUCCCCCACAGACAUAAGCCUACGCAGAGUCCUAGUGGGACACAGAGCAGCUGUCAACGUUGUCGACUUCGAUGACAAAUAUAUAGUGUCCGCCUCAGGGGAUCGCACUAUCAAGGUAUGGAGCACCAGCACCUGUGAGUUUGUCCGUACUCUCAAUGGGCAUAAGAGAGGCAUCGCUUGUUUACAGUACCGGGAUCGCCUUGUUGUCAGUGGCUCCUCGGACAACACAAUCCGGUUAUGGGACAUUGAGUGUGGCGCGUGUUUGCGAGUGUUGGAGGGUCACGAGGAGCUGGUGCGUUGCAUCCGCUUCGACAACAAGCGAAUCGUCAGUGGCGCCUAUGACGGCAAGAUCAAAGUAUGGGACUUGCAAGCUGCCUUGGACCCCCGUGCACCUGCCAGCACACUAUGUCUGCGCACUCUAGUGGAGCACUCUGGCCGCGUUUUCCGACUGCAGUUUGAUGAGUUUCAGAUCAUCAGCAGCUCUCACGAUGACACCAUUCUGAUCUGGGACUUCCUGAACGUCUCGACCAACGGCCAGUCAGAAGGGCGGUCUCCCUCCCGCACGUACACCUAUAUUUCCAGAUAGCAGGUGGCACCGUCCUUUGCUCUCCAACUUGUUGAAGCCCAGAGCUGAUGGCCUCUUGGUUGCCUCCUGGCACCCAUCUCCAGCCCCCUCUCCACCACGACCCCCCCACACCCCGUGCUCACUCCACCUUCCCGUUUGACUGACUGUUAAGCUUGCGCCCUUCUCCUUCCGGUCCCGAGACUCGCACACUGGUCGAUGCAGAUGAAGAUCCCGUCUAACAGAACCAACACCGCUCUACCAAGACGUCACCACUUUUUACUAAUUUAUGUUUUUGUAAAGUACAUUAACGACAGUAUUAACUUAGUUCUUUAAGACACAAGCUUCCUUUUUUGUCCCUGGAAAACGAAAGGAUCGAAGCUUCUGCUCCCUACUCUCAAGCCACCCUGCCAAAACAGGUCUCGGCAGAUAUGGGAUGGCUUCUAGAUAUAUCUAUUUAUAGACACCGGCACACAUUCUAUGGCGCAGUUGGACAGUGGAUCAGGAGCUGUGAUGUGGGAGAAAGAGACUCUUAACUCGCCUCCGAGGUGGAAACGAACGCUGAGCAGCGGUGGGGUGAAAAUGAGGGAACGUUUUUAUCUGGGGUGACUUGUGUCUCCCCCCCACGCUCUCUCUUCUCCCCCUUUUCUGAACCCCCUCACCUCCGAGGCUUCCCUCCUUAUCCUCAAGAGAUGCACACUUGCUAGGAGCUUGGGGCCGCGCACACACACUCAAGUGUGUUUUCUGUAUGUGGACUUGUGAAACGGCAGAUCAGAGCAAAAAGCGUCAGACAUGCAUGUGAGGUUGCCAUGGAUACCGCCGCCUGGCACACCUUAGCGUUUCUCUUCAACUCUUUAUUUUUGUUUAUUUUGUUUUUUUUAUUAUUGUUACUGUUAUUUUCCCCCCUUUUUUUUAGUCGUUUCCUAGUUCUGAGGUUGUAUGAAGAGUAGUUGUUUCACUUUUCACCAUCUUUGUUCGUUCCUUGUUCUGAUUUCAUCUGUCCUUUCAACCCUCCAGACAUCUAUGUGCUUGCUUUGAUCAUAAGAGAAGCUGGAUUUCAAGAGCUCAAAUUUAGCUGUAAAUGGAGUUGUCUUGUCAAAAAUUGUGUUGUAUAUUAAAAUGAUUUUUUUAAAGAAGAAACUUAUUGUGAAUAAAGUACUUGACCGUUGAGUGUAGAGAUGGAACUAUGUGUGGGUGACUGCGGAAGACGUGUCUGCAUGCUGGCAACUGUGAGAGUUCAAGUGUUUUGUGUACGUUUAAUUUGUCCACACAUAAAUGAAAAUAUCAGCAGAAACUGGCGUCAGAUCAGUCACAAGUCUGUUUUAAUAAAGGGAUGCCUUAUGACUUUCACUACAGAGG